Pyrus x bretschneideri (Chinese white pear) is the source of this 1057-nucleotide messenger RNA. RefSeq names its product cyclin-dependent kinase inhibitor 7-like. Bases 211 to 708 code for a protein of 165 amino acids. Gene Ontology annotation, cellular component: nucleus. Gene Ontology annotation, biological process: negative regulation of cyclin-dependent protein serine/threonine kinase activity. Gene Ontology annotation, molecular function: cyclin-dependent protein serine/threonine kinase inhibitor activity. The transcript has 4 exons. Lineage: Eukaryota; Viridiplantae; Streptophyta; Magnoliopsida; Rosales; Rosaceae. The record is from RefSeq and is a predicted model, not a curated record.
CUGUUUAAUUUUUCCCUUUUUUAUAAAACGAAAUCUGAGCCGUCCAACAGAUCACUCCCUCAACAUCCCUCUCGGAUCUCACACUUUCCACUCUCCCUUUUGAAAACCAAAAAAGGCAAAAAGGAGAGAAAGCACACACUCUGUGCGUGUGUGCGUGCACUGCUUUAACCUUCUCUUUACUCUGUAGAGAGAGAAAGGGGAGAUAGUGAGAUGGAGGACUGCAACUGUAAGCGAAUGGCGGCCAUGGACGACUCCACCACAGCAGCCGUAUCAAAGAGGAGAAAGAUCACUGCUUCAACGCCGCCAUUGCCUCCAUUGCCGCCAAGUCCAAUAAUGCUUCAGCUCCUCGACUCCCCCCAUUCAUGCUCCAGCUUUUACUCCGAUCACUCUCCGCCUCCCUCCUCUUGCUGCUCCACCAACGAUCUCAACGACGUCGCCGCCGCCCGUAGCUCGCCGCUCCUAGAUCUGGAGGCCAAGAGUUUCGAAACGGCAUUCUCCAACUCGACCUCUAUCACCAACAAUAAAUUCAGCAGGGAGACGACGCCGUUGAGCGAGCUGUCCCUGGACUCGAACGAAAUGUCAUCGCCGGCGCCGGUGGUGUCUCACCGGCGGAGAAUCCCUGUCAGCAAAUCGCCUCCGAGUGAAGAGAUCGAAGAGUUCUUCGCCGCCGCCGAGAAGUACGAGCAUAAGCGCUUUACAGAGAAGUGAGUACAACUACGAUAUCGUCAAUGACGUGCCUCUGGAGGGUCGGUACCAGUGGGUUCGUUUGAAGUCAUAAGUAGCUCUAGAGAGAGAAAGCAGAUGAGAGAGAAGAGGAUGGGAAAUUACAAUAAAUUGACACUAUGUAGAACAAAAGUAGCAAUGCACCUUGUAAUUUUAUGCAUGGAGAUGGAGGUGGGAGCGGUGGAGGAGAGUUUGCUUACGACAGUUCAUUUUUUCAGGAGUCAGAAAGACUCACAGGAGGGUUUGGAAUUUGAUCUGGGUUUUUAAUGUUCGGGCUUCUCUUUUCUUUUUAUGUGACUACAAAAACAAAUGGAAGCUUCUAAUUCUCUGCAAA